UUUAAAUAAGCUUUGUCAAAAAACUUUAGUGUCAUUUCGUAGAUGAUGUGUAGAAAAAUGGAAUCCGUGGAUUCCCAACAUUACAUAGAAACAGAGAAAUUUAAGACGUUCGAUGCAGAACACAUCAAUAUUGGUUACCUUUCUCUUUAUACAAGUUUGUCUCCAGAUUCCACAUGGCCAACGGAUUCCCUCUUUAGAUUAUUCAAAUACUUUUUAGACUUUUCGUUUAUAACUGUUUUCCUUUGUUUUUCUUUUCUUUGGGGGGUGUUAGACAACACGCAAGAAGUAUUUUGUAAUGAUGGGUUACAUAAUAAUCACGUACCACAUAUCAUGGAAAUAUGUCAAGUGAUAAUGUGUGAUUGUGUGUGUAUCAAUUGUGUGACCAUUUUUUUAGCGCAAACUUAGUGAUUAUAUUAAUCUGAUUUUAUGACAUUUUUAUUUUAUACUUAUAUUAACUUUUAAAAUAAUGAAAUUAAUUAAGUAAAAAUAAAAAUAAUC
Rhizophagus irregularis DAOM 181602=DAOM 197198 is the source of this 498-nucleotide messenger RNA. The record is from RefSeq and is a predicted model, not a curated record. Lineage: Eukaryota; Fungi; Glomeromycota; Glomeromycetes; Glomerales; Glomeraceae.